Molecule: messenger RNA, 1599 nt
Organism: Suillus bovinus
Lineage: Eukaryota; Fungi; Basidiomycota; Agaricomycetes; Boletales; Suillaceae
Exons: 1
Coding region: 369-1289 (306 amino acids)
Source: RefSeq, a predicted model, not a curated record
CAUGACAGCAUCAAUUCCGGACGUUGGUCGUGCUCACUGCUAGUUUUGAUAACUCUCCGUAUAACUCACAGUAACGCAUCAUCCAGCGUCCAGCUGUGACUUGCCAUUUCCGCGCGUCAAUUUAGUUGUCCCUGAUACCAGAUAGCUCCCCAAUAACGAUAUCUACUACUCAUACGUCCCGGAUCAUUGUGCAAUUUGGCGCUCACGCACAUCAUCAGAAGACUCGACACGGUCGUCGUGGCAUGCGACCAUAACAGUGUUUUACUAUUCUACUCUCGUGAGCCUUUUCUCCCAUAGUUUUCUGCAGGUUCUCAGGGUUCAGAUUAUUCGCCAGCUACUAGCUUUCGCAAAUCAUCCCGUUAGCAUUCAUGACUUCGAUCCGCUGGAAGCCACAAAUCACGUAUCGCUCCCCCACCGCAGGGACAACCGCUCUCCAUCUGGAGGUACCGCCAGUUGGCUGUCAUGCAUCUUCGUCAAGCCAUUCUCCAUCCCCUCAAUCUCUUCAGCAUUGGACAAUCCACCAGCCCAGUCAUUCUAAGAGACAUAAGAGAUGGACGAUGGGUCCUUCACUGCCACUUUAUCAUCCUCUUGGUCGUCUCGCCCUAUCUCUCCCCGAUUUGGAUCCCACUGCGUUCGGGCUCCCCGCACCGGCAGUAAUAAUGGAUGAUCCCACGCGCCGAUCUUCAAAUCGUGCACGUCGCCCCGCGCCUAAAGUACGCGACGCAAAUGAGCCAGCUCCCUCCCCCGUCACUUCUAUUGACGUUACCCCUAUCCCCGAGCCGGAACUCAAGGAAAAAGCUAGUUCCCGCAGGAGGCGCCCUGCUGGAGGUGGAAACAAAAGAAAGCGCAGAGAAGUUGAUGACGGUGACGCGACCUAUCCUGCCAAGCGCUCCCGAAACCCAAGGAGCUCCGCUGCCAAUGCCACGGCGCGCACUUCUACCGCAGGAGAGCCUUCCCCUCCCUACUCUAUCGACAAUUCUGCUCUUUCCCCUGCACCUGAUGACCCUCCGGAAGAAAGACGGCCCGAACGCCGGACCGCUAAGUCACGUGGUCUUCCUCCUCGUAGGGAUUCAUCUGGAAGCGAGGCAACUGUCACUUCAGUAUCAGCCUCAGUUGUCGCGGGCAGCGUUGCGCAUUUCAAAGAUACUGGUGAAGAUGCCCUGGACAUCGACAUUUCGCCAUCCAGUGGGGCCAGGGAUACUGAGCGUAUCACCCGUAGUGGAGACCUCAGCAACAAAGAUGCCAGUUCAAAUGGAGGGGACAAAGCUGCAAAUAACGUUCCAGGGUAGCGUGGUACCUCCUUUGUGGCUCCUGUAUACGUAUAUAUAUGUGACAUUUUGGUUUAUUUAAAGAUAUAUGCAUUCCUUGUCUAUUGCUAUUUGUUCCUGGCCAUCUUUUGUACUCUCAUCGUUAAUAUUCGCCUGUUCGCGUUUUAUUCAUGUAUCUGCUCCCUUACGUUCUCUAGAUCUCGUUGGCUUAUGUAGGAUGGCUUACUGAACAGGCUAAAAAUUAUGAGGUAUUUAUACUGUCUCGACGAGACUGAACUGGAAUGAAUUAACAUUCAUAAAUAUUCAAUACAAUGCACUGUUAUGAUGGUCC